AUGAAUUCGAAGAUUGCUCUUCUCUUGAGCAUCCUCGUUGUAUCAUACUCCGUCUACUGUGAAUAUGUGAGACCUGCCAAAUGCAACCUCUAUGAUGAUUGGGGUACAAAUCCAUGCUCGAAGGAAUCUUCGAUUCGGUUCUACUACGAUCCUUCAAUGGAUAAAUGCCUCGCGUUUCGAUUCAGUGGAUGUGGUGGAAAUGAAAACAGCUUCACGAGAGAAUAUGAUUGUCAUAGAGAGUGCUACGAUCCGGACAGAAUGCAUUGUCCAGGCAACACGACAGCAACAUUGACAACUGCAGGAACAACACAUCCAUGUGGUUCAGGCGAAAAUAAAAAAGGUCUACCGACAUGCGUUAGUACAGCAGAACAACUCACUUUUUGUAAUCCUACAGGUCCCGGAAUAUGUUGUCGUACAGAGGUCAGAUAUUUAUAUACGAACGACUCAUCGCCAUCUGGUCAUGGCUGUCCAGGUGGAGAAGAAAUGGGAAUGAAGUAUCUUCAAGAUGGAAAAGCUCCACUUGCAAAGAAUUGUAGCAGAGAAGAUUUUUGCCCUAAAGGAUACACAUGUACCAAGGGAAAUUACUAUUCCUAUUGUUGCAAAUAA
This is a messenger RNA of Caenorhabditis briggsae, 606 nucleotides long. Bases 1 to 606 code for a protein of 201 amino acids. NCBI's taxonomy places the organism in Eukaryota, Metazoa, Nematoda, Chromadorea, Rhabditida, Rhabditidae. Gene Ontology annotation, molecular function: serine-type endopeptidase inhibitor activity. The record is from RefSeq and is a predicted model, not a curated record. The transcript is spliced from 2 exons.